Messenger RNA from Aaosphaeria arxii CBS 175.79, 372 nucleotides. RefSeq lists its product as uncharacterized. NCBI's taxonomy places the organism in Eukaryota, Fungi, Ascomycota, Dothideomycetes, Pleosporales. The record is from RefSeq and is a predicted model, not a curated record. The transcript is spliced from 2 exons. Bases 1 to 372 code for a protein of 123 amino acids.
AUGACCAACUCCCUUGAAUCUAGCAGGCCGAUCCUCGCCAAUUCCGCUGGCAACCGUGCCUCCGCUCGCAUGUCCACCUACAGCGCUGCUCCCACCCUCACUCCUUCCAUUGCACCCUCGCACAUCUCCGCCGCCUCAUCCACCGCCGGCGACCCUAAAGCCCAAGAGAUCAAGUCCUGGAAUGCUGGGUUCGAGCGCAUGGAAGACAAGCGCCUCGUCCAGCAGCGAUACGCCCUCAGCACCGAUCGCGCCGACGACAUGAGCAAAUUAGCUCUCGGUGCAAAGCUCGACCGCGCUCUUGGUCGACGCAUGAGCGGUCAAGACGCCGUCUUCAAACCUAAAAUCCUCGAUGAGAAGAAGGUGGAGGCAUAA